Symphalangus syndactylus (siamang) is the source of this 8509-nucleotide messenger RNA. It is a transcript of the gene STON1, whose product is annotated as stonin 1. Lineage: Eukaryota; Metazoa; Chordata; Mammalia; Primates; Hylobatidae. Gene Ontology annotation, biological process: endocytosis; regulation of endocytosis. The record is from RefSeq and is a predicted model, not a curated record.
UAUAUAUAUAAUAUAUAUACAAAAAAUAUAUAUAUUUUUUGAGAUGGAGUCUCUCUCUGUUGCCUAAGCUGGAGUGCAGUGUUACUAUCUUGGCUCACUGCAACCUCUGCCUCCUGGGUUCAGGUGAUUCUUCUGCCUUAGCCUCCUGAGUAGCUGGUAUUAUAGGCACCUGCCACCAUGCCCUGCUAAUUUUCAUAUUUUUAGUAGAGAUGGGGUUUCACCAUGUUGACCAGGCUGGUCUUGAGCUCCUGACCUCAGGUGAUCUGCCUGCCUCAGCCUCCCAAAGUGCUGGGAUUACAGGCAUGAGCCACAGUGCCCAGCAAAAAAGCUGUAGUUUGAAUGAGUGUUAUAACGUAAACAGAGAUUUGCUGUUGCCAAGUUUUGAGAGAGGAAUGUUCCUACGAAGCAUUUAGUUCUCAGCGUGUUCCUCCCCUUGGAUGUAUAUUAAAUGAUCCUGACAGCUUCAGCUGACGUGAGUUUUGAGGAAUUCCAAGCUAAUCUAUCAGGUCGUAUCUACAGAUACUUUGGGGAUCUCUUGUUAAACAGUUGGGAAGUUCUAAAUAUUUCCAUGAAAAAGUUGCCAGGAAAGAGCAAUCUGCUAAUAAAAAGGAGAAUGACAUAGUUUGAGGGUCUACUUAUUGUAAAGCAAGAGAAAGAACAGUACUGGAGUAAAAUGAGGUCACAGCUGUGAUGAACGGCUGUGGUGGCUUAGCUAUUGAGGCCAGGCUAAGCUGUUUACCACCAGAUUUUGAUACAAAGGGACACUACCAGAAAGGAUCCUUUGGAAAUACGUGGUGGAGUUGCAAGAAAUAAAUCUUCAUUCAUGAAACUGGCAACCUUUGGGGCAAUGCUGACUCACACAGAGGAGGAAGGCCUGUCCUUUGCAAAAGACAAAAUGGUUUGCAACCAACUGUAUUUAGUCUUUAGAAAAUUAUGGGCCUCCUUGCUUUGCAGAAGGGUCAGAGUUUCCAAAAGAGAUUUCUUUCACCAGGUGGCUACCCACUAAUAAAGGCCAUACUGCUUCUUUCAAAGAUGACAGAAUUUAAAAGGUGCAUCAGAACUCUGUAAAUGCAAUGAUGAUUACUGUUUGUCAAAUAUGUCGUUGCUUCCUGCAUGAGUCCUGUCUCCAGUUAGCUGUGGCAGUUUCUGAGAUGAGCUGGCCUCUGUGGAAGACCCACUGGUGAAAGGUGGGCUGGACACAGGACCAAAAAGGUUCAAUUUAGGGGUUCAACUUGGGGACCCCAAAAUGCCUGCAGUCAAAGCAUGAGGACAACAAAGAGUUGCCACUUCUCUUUUUCUUCCCUUCCUCCUCCUCCUGCUUUCUGUGUCCUUCUUGCUCCACUUCUCUCAGCUCCUUACCAGAAGCCUGACUUAGGGGUCCAGUACCUGUCUGUUUCCAUGGAACAAUUUCUGACAAGUUAACCAGCCAGUCAGUUGACUUCCUAUUCCCUAGGCUCAAUUGCCCUUCCUCAACUCAACCAUUACUGGAAGGUAGCUGGAGGAAAUGAGAAGCUGAGGAGAAACCAGUGCUUUUUUCUGUGUAGGAUAUAUUAAGCAUAAGCACAAUUAGUAGUUUUAUCUGUGAAUAAAAGUAUCCUAAAUGGAUCCUGGCUGUGUGAUUUCAGGCUUUCGAGGAGUGCCCUCUUGGAAUGUCAAGUUUCAUUCCUUAAAGCCCUGAGGGCAGGUUCUUAACACUGGCUGGGGGUCAAAUAGGGUACUGACUAUAUUUCCAUUUCACCAGGGAACUCCAAGGUCAAAAACAAGGCUACACCUGACAGAACAUUUAAAAAAGAAUUACACUGCUAUGCAAAUACAAGGAAGUGUUCACUCAUUUUCACCAACUCUGGGUGCACUGCCUAUGAGUUAGCUCAGCUCUUCAAGGAAAUUUAUGAUUAAAAAAAAAUUCAUUGCCUUUCCACCUUCCAGCAUAGUACUUCAAGUUGAGAUGCUCACCGGGGCCUCCUAACCCCUCUCUUUGGAUGCAACCCCUUUCUUCCCAGGUAGUCCAUUCUGCAGGACUGUUAAAACAGUAUUUCUUAUUUGCCAUUUCGAAUCCUGAAGGAUUCACUGGGUGCCUACUGUACACCUUCGCUUGAAAACUUUCAGAGAUUUCCUGUAUUCUGCUUCAUGCCCAGCUCCACCUUCCCAUCUAAACAUUGCCCACUACUCCUCCUAAGCCUUCCAGUCUUGCCAACCUCCAAAGCACCAUGCCAUGGAGCCUAAAAUGCCCUCUUCUCUCCCCUCUGAGCCUGUUCAAACUCAGCUUAGUCUCUCGUCCUGGGUUUUGGUGUCCCUCCAGGGUAAAGGGGUGGGGAGGGUGCCUUCAUUCUGACUGGCUCCUAGUGAGGCAGCCCCACUUGAGGAAGAGGCUGAGAUGCCAAGUGACUUGCCUAGAGUCAUUUGCCAGCAGGUGAUGGAAUAGGGACUACGACCCACCCUGCAGCCUCUCCUGGGAGGACAACGCCCCUUCUCCCUCUCCAUGCACUCUUGAGGCAGCACAGAGGAGGCGUCUGGACGCGUUUACCUCUUCCCCACCCCCCACAGCUUGGCCCUCACUAAGCUAUCUUGUGUCCUUCCUCCUGCUGUGAUUGAUUCGCCCAGGAAGGUGGAGCUUCAUCUUUACCUUUCAAAAGAGGGAGCGCUCUCCCCUCCUCUGGGAGGCUGGAGACUCGGGGACAGAAGAUGCGCUGGAGGGAAGAGAAUGGAGCGUCGGACACCAGAAAAACUUUGGGGGAUUCGGGGUGAGAAAGAAGGCGUGAAGAGAGAAGGGAGGCUCAGCAGGGGAGGAGGGGCGGGGGCUGGAGCGGGAGGAGUCACUGCGCUGCGGCCGCCCCUCCCCGCCCUCCACUCGGCGGCCCCGGGCCCUCCUCCCCCUCCUCUUCCUCCUCCUCCUGGUGUGGAUGGCUGCGGCCAGAAUCGGAGCCCCAACCGCGCUGCCGCUCGGACCUCAGCCGGUGCCUGCAGCCCGGAGUCCCCUCCUGCCCUGGAAGGCAAGGAGUCAGGCCACGGGGCCACAGCCGCGGGGGCCACCACACUGGCCCAAAUAUUUCCUGCAGAGACAACCUAUUUGAUUUCUUGACAAGACCACAAUCUGAUCCCAAAGAUGUGCUCCACAAACCCAGGCAACUGGGUCACCUUUGAUGAUGAUCCUGCUUUUCAGUCUUCUCAAAAGUCAAAGAAUUUUCCUCUGGAGAAUCAAGGUGUCUGUAGACCAAAUGGACUGAAGCUGAACCUGCCUGGCCUCAGGGAAUUUCCCAGUGGAUCUUCCUCCACCAGCAGCACCCCUCUCUCCUCCCCCAUUGUAGACUUUUAUUUCAGUCCAGGACCUCCAAGUAACUCUCCUCUUUCUACACCUACCAAAGACUUCCCAGGUUUUCCUGGCAUCCCCAAAUCAGGGACUCAUGUGCUUUAUCCUAUUCCAGAAUCGUCUUCAGACAGCCCACUCACAAUAUCAGGAGGAGAAUCUUCCUUACUGCCUACCAGACCAACAUGUUUAUCCCAUGCCUUGUUACCCAGUGACCACUCAUGUACACAUCCAGCUCCCAAAGUAAGUCUUCCAGAUGAAGUUAACCCUCAACAGGCUGAAAGCCUAGGAUUCCAAAGUGAUGAUCUCCCCCAGUUUCAGUAUUUUCGAGAGGACUGUGCUUUUUCAAGUCCAUUUUGGAAAGAUGAAGGCAGUGAUUCCCAGUUCACCCUUGACCCACCAGGAAGCAAAAAGAUGUUCUCAUCAAGAGACAAGGAGAUGCCUAUUGAUCAAAAAAGCCUAAAUAAGUGUUCACUCAACUAUAUCUGUGAGAAGCUUGAACAUCUCCAGUCAGCUGAAAACCAAGACUCACUUAGAAGUUUGUCUAUGCACUGUCUAUGUGCUGAAGAAAAUGCCUCUUCCUUUGUCCCCCACACACUCUUCAGGAGUCAGCCAAAAGCCGGAUGGUCUUUCAUGCUGAGAAUUCCUGAGAAGAAGAAUAUGAUGUCUUCCCGGCAAUGGGGACCAAUUUUUCUGAAAGUUUUGCCUGGAGGAAUUUUGCAGAUGUAUUAUGAACAGGGAUUAGAAAAACCAUUUAAAGAGAUACAGCUUGAUCCAUAUUGUAGGCUUUCUGAACCCAAGGUUGAGAACUUCAGUGUAGCAGGAAAAAUCCACACUGUGAAGAUUGAACAUGUGUCUUACACAGAAAAAAGGAAAUACCAUUCUAAGACAGAAGUAGUUCAUGAACCAGACAUAGAGCAGAUGCUGAAGUUGGGGUCCACAUCAUACCAUGACUUCCUUGACUUUCUGACUACUGUGGAGGAGGAGCUGAUGAAGUUGCCAGCUGUUUCAAAACCAAAAAAGAACUACGAGGAGCAAGAAAUUUCCUUGGAAAUUGUGGACAACUUUUGGGGUAAAGUCACAAAAGAAGGAAAAUUGGCUGAAAGUGCUGUGAUAACUCACAUUUAUUGCCUCUGCUUUGUGAAUGGGAACCUGGAAUGCUUUUUAACCUUGAAUGACCUUGAGCUGCCGAAGCGAGAUGAAUCCUAUUAUGAGAAGGACUCAGAAAAAAAGGGGAUUGAUAUUCUUGACUACCAUUUUCGUAAGUGUGUGAAAGUACAAGAAUUUGAGCAAUCAAGAAUCAUUAAGUUUGUACCUCUGGAUGCCUGCCGGUUUGAGCUGAUGCGUUUCAAGACUUUGUAUAAUGGGGAUGAUCUUCCCUUUUCCUUGAAGUCUGUAGUGGUUGUCCAGGGAGCAUACGUGGAACUUCAGGCUUUUGUCAACAUGGCCCCAUUGGCGCAGAAGUCAUCCUAUGCUAGUUCCUUAAGGUCCUGUGACAAUAUAAUGAUACACUUUCCUGUCCCAUCGCAGUGGAUCAAGGCCCUUUGGACCAUGAACCUCCAGAGGCAGAAGUCUCUGAAAGCCAAAAUGAACCGCCGGGCGUGUCUGCGGAGUUUACAUGAACUUGAAUCUGAACCUGUCAUUCAAGUCACUGUGGGGUCAGCAAAAUAUGAGAGUGCCUACCAGGCAGUACUAUGGAAGAUAGAUCGGCUUCCAGACAAAAAUUCAAGUCUUGAUCAUCCCCAUUGUCUGUCAUACAAAUUAGAGCUUGGAUCAGACCAAGAAAUUCCAUCUGAUUGGUAUCCAUUUGCUACUGUUCAGUUUUCCGUGCCUGACACCUGUGCCUCAAGGACAGAGGUCAGGUCUCUGGGGGUGGAGAGUGAUGUCCAGCCACAGAAACAUGUUCAGCAGCGAGCUUGCUACAGCAUCCAGGUUGAAAUAGAAAAGAAGUGGAUUAAAAUCGAUGGAGAAGACCCAGAUAAAAUUGGUGACUGCAUAACUCAGUAGGAGUAGCAAGAGUUUAUGAUGACAGCCACUUGUCAAAUAUGUAAUUCACCGAAACCACACCAAGUCCUGCUACUGUAGAGUGGAAAUGACUUCUGAAUAGCGGUUUUAGGACAGGUCUGAUGGCUGUGUUUAGAGAAGUUUAGACCUAAAACUGAACAAUCUGUAUUUUAUGCUUUUCAUAUGUUUUUGUCCUAGGGGUUUGAUCUAAAAUGUUUCUAUAAUUUGUGUGAUGUUUUGCUUCGUAUUGAAACUCAAAGGCACUGUUACUCGUUGUGUGACCCCACAGCCAGUUUGAUUUUUGAUUACUCAGUGGCUGAUCGUUUUGCUCCCUGGAUUACUGAGGUGCCGUCUUUAUUUUUUCCCAUCUCUUCUUGCUGGUUAGUGCCUGUACUAGAGGGUAAGGGAAUCAAAGGAGACAUAAACCAAAAUGCUUUAUUUUCCCUCUUUCUUGCCUCUGAAAUAUGGCUAGGUGUAGAAUGAUGUUGAAACCACAGGCUAAAAUGUAGAUCUGGAAGUAUCUGUGCUUUUGAAUUACUUAUUUACCUGUCCUCUUACCAUUGGUAAAUAAUAAUUGGCUAUAUUUGGUACCUGUCUCUCUCCUACUGUGUUGUCAUUUUCAAAAUGUGUUUGUUUUCUGGUGUGUGCUGCAAAGAAGCUAUUUCUGUUGUCCUACAUAUUUUAGUAUAAAUCACUAAGACAUAUUUCCUUUCACUUGGCAGGAUUCUUUUCAAAAUGGAAUCUGAGUAUUAGACACUAGUUAAAAUAUUUAUGUAUAUUAAAGAUGAAUUUUUAAAACUUAUAGAUACUAUUUUCCAAAAGUACAGAUUCUAAGGACAUAUUUUGAUAAAGUAUUAUUUGUAAUGAACACAAGCCUCUCUUGAGUAGAAGUCUAAAUCACAUUAUGAUUAUUUUGUACUAGUUCUGCUAUCAUGCUCUUUUAUGCUAAUUCUGCUUAUUUUAGAGUAUUUUUCAUUAAAAGGUGAGCAAAGUGAAAGAUGCUUGGUAUUUUACCCAGAUUUCUAAGAGGCAACAUUUUUAUUCUUCAGAGUCAGGUAAAUGACUAUAAUAGUUUGAUUUCUAAUGAAAAGUCAAUAGCAUUAGCAGUUAUAAUUCUGUUUAUAAUUUCCUUUUAGCAUUUACAGUGAAAAGUGAGAAUUUUAAAAUUUAUAAAAUCUAUAUUCCAGGUAUCGUUUUUAGUCUGAAAAACAAACUCCUCCAUGUGGUAUUAAUAUACCUUCAAUUUAUGUUGAAUCUUAAACAUAAUUAGGAGAUAUUUUUCUCUAUUUGCUAGAUUUGUUUUGAGUCAAAACUGAUUUAAUGUUCUUCCAAACAUUAUGUGUUGGCCUACAGAGUUUAUUUCAUGUGUUUUAUUUAAUAUUUAAUAUUAUAUUACAUUCAUUGAAAUCUGUUCAAAAACAGAUUAAGACAAACAUUUAUGAUGGUCUGUAUCAAUCAGCAGAUUUUAUUGCUUUUCAUUAUUUUACUGUAAAGGCAAAGAAUGCAAUAGGUGAUGGUUGGUUGAAAGGAAUUGCUAUUGCUGUUUUUAUUUUUUACUUUUUUUGAGGCAGAGUCUCACUCUGUUGCCCAGGCUGGAGUGCAGUCGUGUGAUCUUGGCUCACUGCAACCUGCGCCUCCUGGGUUCAAGGGAUUCUCCUGCCUCAGCCUCCACCUAGCUGGGAUUACAGGCACAAGCCACCCUGCCUGGCUAAAAUUCUUUUAUAUUUUUAGUACAGACGGAGUUUCCCCAUGUUGGCCAGGCUGGUCUCGAACUCCUGACCUCAGGUGAUCUGCCAGCCUCGGCCCCCCAAAGUUCUGGGAUUACAUGCGUGAACCACCAUGCCCGGCCGCUAUUGCUCUUUUUAACUUCAUUUGAUGCCUUGCUUAUAAUAUCAUAUGCUUGAGGCUCACUGUUGAUGUAGAGUAGGGCAAAUCUGUGUGUGUAUGUCAUUUAAAAAAAUUCCACCAUCUUUCCUUAUCAUCUGGUGUGGGCGCACUCUAGAGUGACUUCAGUCUGCUCAGAACGAAUAUGGAGGCAGGCCGAAACUGAUGCUGCCCACAGUCCCACUGAAGUUAGGUGGGUUAAUUACUGCCAUUCCUUUCUAAGUGUGUUUUAUGGCAUCCUGCCCACAAAGAACUCACGGUCUGAUUAGGAUGAACUUAAUGACUAUUUACACCUCAAAAUAUAUUCAGCAAAGGGUUCACUUAAUCUCCCCUCAUGCUUCACAGGUCCACUAGUAUCUGUGGGUACUUCCCUGCCCAGUUUAUUCACUCACAAGCCACCGGGCCUUCAGGACAUCUCAAGAUUCAGUCUUGACAAUAUAAUAGCAAAAGCUGGACUAAAGCCCAAAUGGAGUGUCUGUGGCAAUGCAGAGGCUGAUAGCAUUAACAGCAGGGUGUUAUAGCAUAAUUGUUAAUUCGCACAUCUAUUAGGAUCCUUAAAUAUUCAUUACUUAGUGUUAAAUUAACAUUCUGUGUAGGGAGGGGAGGCUUAUUCAGUUCUUCUGACCUCAGAACUGGCAGGAGGUCAGACGUGACUACAGAACUCUAGGUGAAAAAUCAGGUAGGGUUCAAAUUAAGUAGAACUGCCCUCGCCCGAAUAGCGAUCUUCAAAAAACCCUUGCUUUUAAGGGAGGGAAGCGGGGAAGGAAAGGAAUGAGGGAGGAAAUAUUCCUUUCCAGCAUUCAAUUUGCUUAGAUCAUUCCAUUGUGAGUUUGACCAUUUUGGAGUCAAAUGAGCAGACUUCCAAGGAGUUGACCAGUUUGUGACUAGUCUGGUCACCUUUCCAGUUACAAGAUCAUAUUAACUGUGUAAAUGAAUUCACGGGUAGAUCAUUUGUGCAGAUCUGAAUUUAAGGACAUUUCCUUUUUCUGUGGGAAUCAUAAGAGUUUAUCCAUUAAAAAAAGAUACUUUCCAGCACAUAAAUAAAGGCUGGAAUUUUACAACCUGAUGUAUAUAUUAGACAGUUCUAGGAUGUUAGUGCCCUUCAUUCCAGAGCUGUGCUUGUGAUACAGCCCCUUUUCUUAUAAAUUCAGUUAGAAGGCCUUCCUUAACAAUGACUAUUAUAAUGUUUUACUUAAAAUACAGUUUUAUAUUCUGUCAAUGCAAAUAUAAAACAGGUUGAGCCUUAAUAAUCAUGUAACAAAACAUUUUGUAGAUUACAUAUUGAUUUUUCAAAAAUUAAAAAUGUAUUUCAAACUA